CGCGCUCCCGCCUGUGCCUGUGCCCGUGUGCGCUCGGAGCAGCUGUCUGUCGGAUAGGAGCUGUGGGUCCACACACACACAUAUACAAACACACACACACACACACGGGCGCAGUGUGAUUAUUUCUUUCUUCUCAUGACAAACACAAAAAAAGAAAUCUCCGUCGGAUUUCCACUUUGCAGCACCGCGGGGACUUUCUCUCGGACGUUUUUUGCGCUCAUGUGUGUUUCCACAGACGAGCAUGCUUUUAUAUCAUUGUCUUUGUUUGAUAUGAGACGGGAUUAAAGAUCUCCGGCAGCGGACCAAACGGCCCCGUUUCUAGUAAAAAAAAAAAAAGAGAGGGCUAAUUUAGGCUGGAGCCUAACUUUUUUCUCGGGGCAGGGAUGUCUUCGGCUCGGGUGGAUUACAUUGCGCCCUGGUGGACUUACUGGCUUCACAAUUUUCCUCAUAUCAACCUGAGGUUUCAGCCCAUUGACAACAGCUUCCAGCCUGAAGAGGAGAAUUACCAGCAGUCUCUCAUAUUCCUUGGCUGCGUGGCGGCUGCAGGCCUCGGCCUUAACCUGUUGUGUCUGGCCAUCUACCUGAGCUGUUUGUGCUGCUGCCGCAAAGAUGAAGAGGAGGAGAGCAAGAAACCCAACUCCUGCUGCGUCACCUGGUCCGCCGUCACUGCCGGCCUCAUCACAUGCGUCGCAGUGGGUGUGGGUUUCUAUGGCAACAGCGAGACCAACGACGGCGUGUACCAGUUGACCUACUCCCUGUACAACGCCAAUCACACGCUGGGCGGUGUGGACAGUCUGGUGACUGGCACCAUGGGCAGCAUGAGAAGCGGCCUGCACCAGCACCUCGCAAGGUUGGACGAGAUCUUUGCCACGCGGGGCGACUACGUGCAGACCCUGCAGUUCAUGCAGCAGAUGGCCGACAACGUGAUCAAACAGCUGAUUGGUUUGCCCGACUGGGCGGAGGCUAAAAUGGACCUGGCAUCCAUCGCUGAUCAAACGGCAAACGUCGAGUACUACAGGUGGCUCACCUACCUGCUGCUCCUCAUCGUGGACCUGAUCAUCUGCCUGCUGGCAUGUCUGGGGCUGGCCAAGCAGUCUCGCUGGCUGCUCACCACGAUGAUGGUGUUUGGAGUGCUGACGCUGGUCUUGAGCUGGACUUCCCUGGGAGCUGACCUUGCCACCGCUGUGGGCACGAGUGACUUCUGCGUGUCCCCCGACAAGUACCUCCUGAGCCAGACAAAGGGUAUAAUUGGUACUGAUAUUGUUCAUUACUACCUUUACUGUAACCAGACUCUCUCCAACCCUUUCCAGCAGCCUCUAACCAUCUUCCAGAGGUCCCUGACCACCAUGCAGAUCCAGAUCCAGGGUCUGCUGCAGUUCGCUGUGCCUCUGUUCCCUACAGCUGAGAGAGACCUACUGGGGAUCCAGCAUGUGCUGAACUCAUCAGAGGCCAGUCUGCACCAGCUGACCGCCCUGUUGGACUGCAGGGGGCUCAACAAGGACUACCUGGAUGCGAUGGUGGGGGUGUGCUACGACGGGGUGGAGGGCGUGCUCUACCUCUGCCUCUUCUCCACCUUGGCAGCCUGUGCCUUCACUGUCAUGCUGUGCGCCAUUCCCAGGGCAUGGAGACAAAUUGCCUGCAGGGAGCGAGAUUACGACGACAUCGACGAGGAGGACCCGUUCAACCCGCGGGCGAGGAGGAUAGGCUCCCAGAACCCCAACCUCACCAACAUGCACAGCUUCUGCAGCUACAGCAGCAGCAUGGGCAGCCAGAGCAGCCUACACCCGCCCGCCCCGGCUGUCUCCAACGCCCCCAUGUCAGAGUACAUGAACCAGACAGCUCUGUUCGGGGGAAAUCCACGGUACGAGAACGUGCCUCUGAUCGGACGAGGCUCUCCACCCCCUUCGAUAUACUCUCAGCAGUAUAGAAACCGAUACUCCCCCAGCAUGAGGGCCACCUAUCUGUCCAUGACCGAGGAACAGAGAAGACAGUUUGGGAACGACUUCCAAGCAUAGACUUCUUUAUCUGUCCAGAGGAGGGAACCAACAUCACACACACACACACACAAAGAAUGUGUGUAGUCACAGCAUCACAGAGGACAGUGUGUAACACCUCGUUAGUCCAGGACUGCAGUCUCAGUACUGUUCUCUGCGUGUGUCGUACUCUCAUAAAUGAUUAAUCACACUUUUCUGUCAUUUGUGGGGAGGGAGGGGGGAAACUUGCUAAAUAUUUCUGACGCGUGUUGUCGAACUUAACCUGCUCUUAAUACAUUGUGUUGAAGAAAGGUGUGUUGGAACAGAUGAUUAAAGCAAUUUUGCAGAUUCAUUUCUCCCUAGCAAUGUGUUCACAAUAAAAUAAUUGUCUCUCCUGCUCAACGAGAUUUAUUUCCCUCCCCAAAAUUCAAAGAGGAAAGAUGUGAACAUGACAGCUGAUGUAAACAUGCUAUAUUAUCGUGCUUCAUGCUUGAUAUUUGUGAAGCACAAACCCAGCACUGGCAGCACACAGACUGGAGGUAUCCGUUAUUUAUAUUCACACAGAGACAUGCGUACAGCUGAAGCUUUAUGUUUCUAAAUCUCCUACCUUGAGACACACGGCUUCUGUGUAUAUAUACGUUGUACAAUAACAGACUGUUCUCUCAUUCUGAGUGUGGUUUAUUUUUGUUUAAAGACAAUGUGCCAUUUUUUUUUAUAUAUAUAUAUAUAU
Larimichthys crocea (large yellow croaker) is the source of this 2703-nucleotide messenger RNA. It is a transcript of the gene ttyh2, whose product is annotated as tweety family member 2. Gene Ontology annotation, cellular component: plasma membrane. The transcript is spliced from 15 exons. Bases 384 to 2015 code for a protein of 543 amino acids. The record is from RefSeq and is a predicted model, not a curated record. Lineage: Eukaryota; Metazoa; Chordata; Actinopteri; Sciaenidae. Gene Ontology annotation, molecular function: intracellularly calcium-gated chloride channel activity; volume-sensitive chloride channel activity.